AUGCAUCCCAGUUCAGCUACCUCCACACCUUUUUCCGUGAAGGAUAUUUUGAGACUGGAGCAGCAGCACCAUGCCUAUGAGAGUGAUUUUUUAGGGGCUGACCAAGUUGUGCCGCUGCACCAUCAGCAAAUGCAGACUGCGCCUCCAAACAGCGACUUUUAUGAGCCGUGCGUCUCUGAAAUGCAAAGUCAGCUCGAAGCAAAGAGGGAGAUGAAUGAGGAAGACACGAGCGGUCUCCACAGUUCACCUGAGUACGACAGGAGAGGCGCAAACGGCGGAGCCAGGGCGCGCAGGAAGCCGCGGGUCCUCUUCUCCCAGGCGCAGGUGUCCGAGCUGGAGAGGCGCUUCAGGCAGCAGCGCUACCUGUCCGCCCCGGAGAGGGAGCACCUGGCCCUGCUGCUCAAACUCACCUCCACGCAGGUGAAGAUCUGGUUCCAGAACAGGAGGUACAAAUGCAAGCGGCAGAGGCAGGACCAGUCCCUGGAGCUGGUGGGCUACCCGGCGGCGCCCCGGAGGGUGGCGGUGCCAGUGCUGGUGCGGGACGGGAAGUUCUGCGGCGCGGGUUCCGGUCCCGCACCGUACAAUGUGACAUUUGGACACAACGCCGUGUUUGGAUAUGGAAACAGCGGGGUGUAUUCCUGCAGCUUUGUUUCCCCCGCAGCGCAGGUGUCCAACGAUUUACUGGGAAACGACGAAGGUUCCUUCAGCCACGGACAUUUCCAGGCGCUUUACAGGGUGUGA
Salarias fasciatus (jewelled blenny) is the source of this 741-nucleotide messenger RNA. It is a transcript of the gene nkx2.7, whose product is annotated as NK2 transcription factor related 7. NCBI's taxonomy places the organism in Eukaryota, Metazoa, Chordata, Actinopteri, Blenniiformes, Blenniidae. Bases 1 to 741 code for a protein of 246 amino acids. Gene Ontology annotation, molecular function: RNA polymerase II cis-regulatory region sequence-specific DNA binding; DNA-binding transcription factor activity, RNA polymerase II-specific. Gene Ontology annotation, cellular component: nucleus. The transcript has 2 exons. The record is from RefSeq and is a predicted model, not a curated record. Gene Ontology annotation, biological process: regulation of transcription by RNA polymerase II; cell differentiation.